UCUCGUAAGAAAGUGAGAGUGAGAGACCAAGUAGCUUAAAGGACCAUUAAAAGAUCAAUUAAUUAAUCAUGUUCAAGUCGUGCAAUAUAAUAAUGAACUCGUUAUUAAGAAGAGCUGCGACUAUACGAACGCCCUUGGUGACUGUAGACAGGAGAUUAAGUUACGUCGAUAGAGUGAGAUAUCUGCAGAAACUAAAAGAAGAAGACACAGUUUGCUUAUCACAAGUGCCCAGAGGCAAGUUUCUAGUCUACAGCCGCAGUAAACCCCUUAUACGUGUGGAUAAAGCCAACACUGAUAAUGCUCUUGUGUGGUUAUCAUAUGGAGAUUUGAUUAAAUAUCACUCCGAAGUUUUAAACUCCUGUGUCUUGCUAGAUGUUGCUGAAGAUGGGACACCAAGAUACAGUGUGCAGGUUGGAGCUCUGGCAACAGAAAUACAGGAACAGAUGGAAGAUUCUACCAGUGCCUCCUUUACUGAUUUGCGAGCAGCCCUUUUCAUGGUCAACUGGAAGGAAGCCCAUGUCCUAUCCAGGGCAAAUUGUGUCCUGAUGUGGAAUAAGAACCAAGCCUUUUGUGGUAAAUGUGGCUCACCUACUCAGAGAAAUGCUGCAGGCUAUUCUCGAAAGUGCAGCAGCUGUGGGAUGACACACUACCCAAGCUCUAGUCCAGUGGGCAUAGUCUUGGUCACAGACCCUGAGGAGGAGAACAUUAUCCUUGUGCGACAGCCACGGCACCCACCUGGGAUGUACUCGUGUAUUGCCGGCUUCUCUGAUGUGGGGGAAAGCCUAGAGGAGACAGUUCGCCGAGAGGUUGCGGAAGAAGUAGGAGUAGAAGUCUCGUCCGUGAAGUACGUUGCAUCUCAGCAUUGGCCGUUCCCAGGCUCGCUCAUGGUCGGUUGCUUCGCAUUGGCAGAAAGGCAGGAGCUUUCCAUCGACCCCCAUGAACUGCAAGAUGCACACUGGUUCAGCCGUGACGAGAUCACAGCUGCCAUUGAGAGAAUCCAAACAAACCCUCUGCUGAGACUGAGAGGCAACCCCUCUGGCGAACUUUUCAUCCCUCCCCCAGGUGCCAUAGCCUACCACCUCAUAGCACACUGGCUUAAGCGCACACCUGUUCACGAGAUAUACCAACAUAUUUACUGAGGGCUUUGUAAGGGGCAUGUUGAAAGUAGUGGCUUAAGAGCAGUGGCUUGUUCUUAUGUUAGGUUUGUGUUAAAGGAUGCCAGCUGUGUGGUUCAUAAUGUAAAUGAUGUAUAGAUAAAACUGUACCAAGUGUAUUAUUUAACUGCUGUUUUUAAGGCUCUUUAUUUUUCUUAUGUAUCAGAAAAAAAGUAUUUUAAUAUAUUUAGAUUUUGGAAAACAAAUGUUUUGUUUUUUGUUAUUCAGACAUCACUUAAGCUGAUAAGUGUUUGGCACAUGUUAAAUCUUUCUUAAUUAUGGAUAUAUCUCUUUCAUCAGUCAUUAAUAACAAAGAUAUAAUUGCUUUGUUGGGUUUGUAUUUUCCCUCCAUCUGGCCAAAGGUGCUGUUAAAAUUCUUUUAUAUCUUUGUAAAUGAGAUCUGGAAUUUAUCCGGAAUACCCAAAAGGGAAUAUUAGUAAUAGUAGUACUAUGGUAGCAUAUUACUAGUGGUGUUAGAGUAGAAGAAUUGAAGAGGAAUUAUAAUAUAUAUGUAAAUAACUUAGUUGUGUAGAGAACAUGGGAGGGAAAUUCUUUACCAGUAGUAUUUAUUGUCAGUAUAAGGUUAUCAUCGUUAAAUCUUCACUUUUGUUAGCAGAUAGUACAAAAUACAAAGACUUGAGCAUCUUGUAGACAUUUAGUGCACUGGAAAUUGCUAAGAGAUUUAGAUCAAGCUCAAGAAUUAAAGAGAAGAAACUGAAAACAGGAUUUGUUUACAUUUCUUUUGGGCAUUGCAUUCUUAAUAGGGUUGUAAAGGAUUUUUAUUGUCAGCUCCCAAUCAUGACACAAAGUAUUUACUCAAUUUUAAUGCAUGAGAGGGUGUUUUGAUUGUGUUUUGUAUUAUGUACAUAUUGCAUAUUUUAUUUUUUCAGACUGGAAAAAGUUGUUUUGAAAUGGGAUUUUAGGUCAAGUGAUUUAAUUUUAUUUCAUAUUUUUCCUCACAAGUUUGGAAGCAGUUUAUUCAAGGUAAAAAACAAUAUUUGUUUGCAACUUUUGGAACUUUAUAGUUUAGAAAGUCACAAUAAAUAAAGUUGGAAGUUUUCCUCAAAAUGUUGAAAUGGCAGGAGUAACUUAGGAUUCACUUUCCAUAUUCCAAAAAAAAGCAAAAAUAAAAAAUAAUAAUAAGGAUAAUAAUAAUAAUAAAGUGUUAAUCUGAACAUUUUGCUACUUUUUAUUAGGAAUGAUGGUGAAAGUUCCAUGUUUGAAUACAAAAGGCUCAAGAAGGCAGUUUCAUAUGUACAAUGUUUUUAUUAAUGAAAACAAAUUGAACAGUAAUUAACCCAAUGCUGCUGGGGAAGAUGCUGUGCUCUCUCUCUCUCAGUUAGUAGACUUUGUGACCUGAUUUCACCUUUCCUUGAAUUGGUGGGAAUUAUU
Penaeus indicus is the source of this 2546-nucleotide messenger RNA. Its product is annotated as NAD(P)H pyrophosphatase NUDT13, mitochondrial-like. The transcript is spliced from 7 exons. The record is from RefSeq and is a predicted model, not a curated record. The coding region runs from base 69 to 1139 and encodes 356 amino acids. Gene Ontology annotation, molecular function: hydrolase activity; metal ion binding. NCBI's taxonomy places the organism in Eukaryota, Metazoa, Arthropoda, Malacostraca, Decapoda, Penaeidae.